This is a messenger RNA of Labeo rohita (rohu), 1793 nucleotides long. RefSeq lists its product as uncharacterized. The transcript has 5 exons. The record is from RefSeq and is a predicted model, not a curated record. The coding region runs from base 36 to 938 and encodes 300 amino acids. NCBI's taxonomy places the organism in Eukaryota, Metazoa, Chordata, Actinopteri, Cypriniformes, Cyprinidae.
ACACUUGUUCUCUUCUGAAAGAACGGAUUUCAACAAUGGAUGAUAUUAUCAGCUUUAAACAUAAUCAAACUUCUGGUACUUUACCAUUAACUAAUAUAAACCUCUAUUCUUAUGGGGAUAAAUUAAAAAUACCAUUUUUUUCUUCAUCUUUUCAUUCGAAUAAAACUUUAGAUGAGAGUUUAAAAAGAUUAGAAUCUACAUCUGGCCCUUUAGUUAUCAAAGAUGGUAAAAUUAUAACAAACAAAGAUGUAAAAUUAACAAGCAAGUUUCCCUGCUAUAUCUUACUUUGGCCAAAAGAUGGGAAAAGUGAUUUAAAGUUUGGUCAAGGGUUUUAUUAUGGGUCCAACUUUAUAAUGACAGCCAAACAUGUUAUAAAGGAUUACAACAAUUUUAAUAUAUAUGCCCUUUUUUUUCCAACUUAUACGUUGUUAAAUAUGUGUUUAAUAUUUAAAUGUUAUAAUACCUUACCUAACCUUUAUAACAGGCAUUUUAAAAACCAAGAUAUUGCAAUAAUUCAAUUACAAGGAUCUUCAGAUCUACUACAAUACAUGCAAUUAGAAAUAGGUGAGUUAAAUGAAAAUGAGGAGCUAUAUUUUUACAAACUAGAGUGUGGCUGUUUUGUAAGACAGAAAUGCACAAUUUUAAAAAGCCCACAUUUAUACAUAAGGGAGAAAAUGUAUGAUAAUGAAUUUGUUAUAUCUAAAGCAGGCAAAGAAGGAGACAGUGGGACACCUAUUUUUUCAAGCUCUGGCAUUUGUGUUGGAUUAUAUUUUGGUGUUUUCACUGAAAAAAGAUCAUUAAACCCAGUGGAAUAUGGCAGAGCUUUAAAAUUUGACAGAAAUGUUUUUAGAAAUAAUUGUAUUAUUAAUUUUUUUUCUUCUAUCCCUACCCUUCCCAUUUUCCCCAAUGUAAUUAAUAAUUUAUCUUCAUUGUUUUAGAGAAAGAAAAUAUUUAGAGAUUUAAAUAAUAGGCAAAAUAACAAUCUAUUUAAAUAAGAUUGAUUUAAAUAAUAUUAAAUAAUAAUAUUUAAGUAAGAUUUCUAUAAUGCUAUUGUUAAAUAAAAAACAUUUUAAUAAAAUAAUAACAUAUUAAAAAUAUAUCUAUACAAAACUAAUUGGAAAUACAGAUAUAUUUACAGUCUUUCUCAGAUUGCUCAUGCAUCUUACAACAUCCCUUAAAGCUGAUGGGUUAAAUCUGGUGUGGUAAAUAAGGGAAAUAUCUAGAAUGUUUAGGUGUAGAGUUGGUGGUGGAGGUGGCAGGUGUUGGAAUGAGAAACCCAUUAAAACAUCUAUUAUCAAUUGGUAGUGAGGGAACUGUAACAUAACUAGCAGUUCUCAUAUAGCAAAUAAUAUUGUCCAUUGUCCGCAACUACCCGGAGAGAGAGUGUGUGUCUUCCCACAAAAAAAACCCUUGUGUCGUAUGUUGGUCUGGAGCAGAGGAAAUCUUCAUCAAGCUGAUGCAAGAAUGGUCUUGAAACCGUGGUCUCUUCAACAGUUAUUAUUCAAAUGACCUUCACACUGCAUACGUCACUUUUGGGUCAAGUUACAUUCAGACAACCUCUCUUCGUUAAAUUACAAGUCAUACCUGCUGAAAAGCAAGAAAAGCAACAAUUAUACCUUUAAGCAACGCCAGGAGAGAAAGUGUGUCUUGACCGAUGCAACAGAGCAUGACAGCCUCUGCAGCUCACAGCAUCGCUCUGUGCCAUGAGACCAUCACUUCUAAGUCAAGUCACAAACUGAUUAUCUUUCCUUGAAUAAUAUUGUUUUUUCGAUUAAAUAAAUUUUGAACACUGC